CCGCAACAAGGCUUUCCUCAAUAUAAUCCCCCUCCUCGUUGUAAGUAGCCAUGUUUGAAGUGCAAUUCGUCUGUUCAAUUUUCGAUUUUAUUGAUAAAUGGGAACAAAAUCAAUGGAUAUUCUGAGAAGGGUAACGUGGGCUUGAUCUUCACCAAGGGUGACUUGAAGUAAGUCAGCGAAGAGGUCGCCAAGUACAAGUUGAUGUUGUUGUCCUUCCUGGAAACACUGGACUUGACCCAUCCCAGACAUCUUUCUUCCAGGGUGCUCAAUAUUCCCACCAAAAUUUACAAGGGAAUGGUUGAAAUUAUUACCCUUGUGGAGCUUAUAAAGAAGGGUGACAAUUAACAAGGGAAUGGUUGAAAUUAUUACCCCUGUGGAGCUUAUAAAGAAGGGUGACAAAGUGGGAUCAUCUGAGGUUGCCCUCCUUGCAAAACUUGGCAUUAGGCCCUUCUCUUAUGGUCUUGCCCUCGCUCUCUACCUCUCUCUUGCUCUCGCUCGCCCUCGCUGGCUCUCUUUUGCUCUCGCUUGGGCUUAGCCCCUCUUGCUCUCGCUCACCCUCGCUGCCUCUCGCCCUCGCUCUCUGCCUCCCUUUCUGGAUCUCGUUGCCUUUCUCUUGCUCUCGCUCUCGCUCACCCUCGUUGCCUCUUGCCCUCUCUCUUUGCCUGACUGCCUCUCUCUUGCUCUCGCUCGCCUUCGCCCCCAUGUUCGCUCGGCUAGUCGGCCUCGGUGCCUCGCCCUCUUGCUCACUACCCUGCCUCUGAUUCAGGUCUUCAUUUUACCUCCCCCCACCCCCUCCCAAAACUUCCAAAUUUGCUUCAUUCGAGCCCAGGCAUACUUAAAUGGUGAUACUCAAUAAAGAACCAGUUUUGUUGAACACUGAUGCCAUGAAUGUUGAUGAUAUGGCUGAGGAUUUUGAUGUGGAGGUUUCAGAAUCAGAUUCAGAAGAUGGAAAUGAAGAUGUGAAGUUGACAGAACCUGCAAAAAACGCCAUAUACAACAAGGAUGGUCUUCUUGAUAAACUUGGAGACAUUAGUUGGCCUGAUAAUGUGGAUUGGAUGCACAAGCUUUCCCUUGAUAUUAGUAGGGAGCAAGAAGUGGAUGUGAAUGAUGACCUGGCAAGAGAGCUUGCUUUUUAUACGCAGGCAUUGGAAGGUACAAGGCACGCCCUUGUGAAGUUUCAGUCAGUGCGGCUUCCUUUUCUCAGGCCUUCCGACUAUUACGCCGAAAUGGUGAAAAGUGAUACUCACAUGGAGAGAGUUAAAAGCCGGCUUUUGGCAGAGAAGAGAAAUAUUGAGGAGGCAGAAGAGAGGAGGAAGGCUAGGGAGGCUAAAAAGAUAUCAAAAGAGAUUCAGGCCCAGAAGCUCAAGGAGAGGGCAAAACAGAAAAAGGAGGAGAUAGAAUCAGUGAAAAAAUGGCGGAAACAGAGGCAGCAGAGUGGAUUUGCAGCAGGGGCUGACAAAGAUGCUGAUAUAGGUUUGAGUUUCGAAGAUGGAAAAUCAUUCGAAAGGUCAAAUAAGAAGCGGCCAGGGGUGGCUCCUGGAGAUCGAUCUGGAGGUCGGUCAAGGCAAGGAGGUGGUGGAGGACGGGGGUCGAAGAGAGGAGGAGGUAAAAAGAUGAAGGGUAGGGAAUUCAGGGAUUCCAAGUUUGGGUUCGGAGGAAGAAAAGGUCUGAGGAAGCAGAAUACUGCUGAGACUACAAACGAUAUAGGAGGUUUUAGCAAAGGUGCUUUCUCCGGAAACAAGAAGAGGAAGAGAUAGAGAUAAAAGAUGGUGAUGAUGAUGCUGUGUCUGGCAUGUGGAGCGAGCAGAUGAAGAGGCAGUGAGGGAGCUCUGGGAUUUCAUUUUAAAAGCUAUGCCCAUGCCUAUGCUAAAGAGCCAUCUUCCGUCUUCCUAAUGGAUAUUUUGCAUGUUUUUUCAUGUGUGUGACAUAGGCAUGAGAUUGCUUAGGUGAUCAGGUCAGGUACAUCUCAUGCAUUUCUAUUAUUAUUGUUUUUUGGGCUAUGACUAGGUGUAUUAGCAUAUGAUAUUGGCUAUAUUUUGUCGUUGAGAAAUGGCUGAUUUUUGUCA
Diospyros lotus (date-plum) is the source of this 2066-nucleotide messenger RNA. Its product is annotated as probable rRNA-processing protein EBP2 homolog. Gene Ontology annotation, biological process: rRNA processing; ribosomal large subunit biogenesis. Bases 840 to 1757 code for a protein of 305 amino acids. NCBI's taxonomy places the organism in Eukaryota, Viridiplantae, Streptophyta, Magnoliopsida, Ericales, Ebenaceae. The record is from RefSeq and is a predicted model, not a curated record. The transcript has 5 exons. Gene Ontology annotation, cellular component: nucleolus; nuclear periphery; preribosome, large subunit precursor.